Crotalus tigris (Tiger rattlesnake) is the source of this 8817-nucleotide messenger RNA. RefSeq lists its product as uncharacterized. Lineage: Eukaryota; Metazoa; Chordata; Lepidosauria; Squamata; Viperidae. The record is from RefSeq and is a predicted model, not a curated record. Gene Ontology annotation, biological process: negative regulation of transcription by RNA polymerase II; regulation of immune system process; regulation of cytokine production.
CCUGCUGCCCAGAGAAGGUAGACUGAUGAUGGAGGGGGAGAAAAGGGAAGUUGAAACUGGAGGGCAGGAAGAGAGUCUUGCCUCUCUAGGGUACUAUACUUUCUCACUUUAACCCAUAGAUGGAGCCUCCUUCAUGAAUAGGAAGGCUGCAAAUUUUUUUUCCUGGAAUGGAGCACCGGAAGAGGGAAAGGAUGAUUCUAGGUUGCAUCUCCUCUGAAAGAGCAAAGCAAAGCAAAGCAGAACAAAUCCAAAUCUUCCUAGAGUGUAUAUUGGAAGUGGUGACACUUUAAGAGCUGUAUGCAACAAAAUUUCAUAUUAAGAUGCUGUUUCUCCAAUAUCAAUAGUUCUGGAGAUCCAGGAGAAAAUGGAGGCAGAAGAGCCAACUAGAAAAGUCCUUCAUCUUGCUCAGGUGGAGAGCCAGGAGGAAUCAGGGCAGAGGACCAGGCAGAAGAUCUUAAUAGAACAUAUCCUUCCUUGGGAUGCCCAUCACCAAAAUCUCAGGGAGUUCUACCAGAUGUUUAAGGGACCCCGAGAAGUUUGCAGCCAUCUCCACUGCCUUUGCUUUCAAUGGCUAAAGCCAGAAAUAAACACCAAAGCUCAGAUGCUAGACAUGCUGGUUCUGAAGCAGUUCCUGACUGUUCUUCCCCCAGAGAUGGCCAAUUGGUUAUGGGAGUGUGGAGCAGAGACCACUUCCCAGGCAGUGGCCCUGGCAGAAGGCUUCCUCCUGAGCCAGGCAGAGGACAAAGAGAAGCAGAGAAGUUCUAAUAAGGUAGAUGUACAAGGUCUCAAGGCAACUGUGGAUCUAUCAGAUCACUCCCAAAAGAUCCUUUGCAAGGGGAACUCUAAAGAUCAAACUCAGGAGAUCUCACCAGGGAUUGAUAUGACUUCGGUGGUCGUUAAAAGGUCUUCUUUUCUAGAUGGAGCAGAGAGAACAACUGUGCCUUCAGCCCAGGCUCCUAUAUCCUUCCAGGAGGUGGCGGUGUAUUUCUCAGAGGACGAAUGGGCUGUGCUGGAUUCCACCCAAAGGGCUCUCCAUGGAGAAGUCAUGUGGGAGAAUUCUAAAAACCUGACUUCUCUGACUGGAAAUAAGUCAGAAAAUGACAAUUAUCCAGACCCACAGAUGGUGACAUCAGAAACUAUUAAGCAUGAAAUGACAAAAGAGAUAUUUCACUGGCAAACAAAAAUACACAAAGAAAACCUCUUUAAGUAUGUUGACGUCCCUGAGGUGUUAACACAAGAUGAUCACACAGAAAAUAGAACUGGGAACUGUCUACUGCAUAAGACUAAGGAUAGGUUAGAUUUAUAUAAUCAGUUUGAAACUGAGACCAGACACAACCAAAAUGAACAGACAAAAGAUGAAACAUUUUUCAAUCAAAAUUUCCCUCCUACUUUAUGUCAAGAAAUUCACACUGGAGAAAAAACCUAUAAGGAUAUUCAGUGUGGAAAAGAGUUCAGUGAUCCCAGUUAUCUGAUUUCCCAUAAAUUGAUCCAUACAGGAGAAAGACCACAUAAGUGUACCAAGUGUGAAAAGAGUUUCAAACAGAUUGGUCAACUGACAGCCCAUAAGAAGCUUCACACAGAAGAUAAAGUAUAUCAGUGCACCGAGUGCGGAAAGAGCUUUAAGAACAGUGGUAACCUCACUUCACACCGAAGGAUCCAUUCAGGGGAAAAACCAUAUAAAUGUAUGGAAUGUGGCAAAAACUUCAGGCAGAGCGGUUCUCUUACUUCCCAUAAAAGACUUCACACAGGAGAGGAACCAUAUAAAUGCUUGGAGUGUGGAAAGAGUUUCAAAUGGAGAGGUCAGCUUACUUCACAUAAAAUGUUUCAUACAGAAGAGAGAUUGUACAAAUGCAUGGCAUGUGGAGAGUGCUUCAAAUGGAGAGGUGAAUUUACUUUGCAUAAAAGACUUCACACAGGAGAGAAACCAUAUAAAUGCAUGGAUUGUGGAAAGAGCUUCAACCAUACUGGUACCCUUAUUUCCCACAGAAAAAUCCAUUCAGGGGAAAAACCUUAUAAAUGCAUGGAUUGUGGAAAGAGCUUCAAGCGUACCGGUAUCCUUAUUUGCCACAGAAAAAUCCAUUCAGGGGAAAAACCUUAUAAAUGUAUGGAUUGUGGAAAAAGUUUUAAGCAGAUUAGUGAUCUCACUUCCCAUAAAAGACUCCACACAGGAGAGGAACCAUAUAAAUGUUUGGAGUGUGGAAAGAGUUUCAAAUGGAGAGCUCAGCUUACUUCACAUAAAAUAAUUCAUACAGGAGAGAAACCAUAUAAAUGCAUGGAGUGCGGAAAGAGCUUCAGCCACAACAGUUCUCUUGCUUUACAUAAAACAGUCCACACUGGAGAGCAACCCUAUCAAUGCACUGAAUGCGGGAAGUGUUUCAAACAGAGCAGUAAACUUACUUCCCAUAAAAGGAUCCAUACAGGAGAGAAACCAUAUAAAUGUACGGAAUGUGGCAAAAGCUUCAGCCAGAGCAAUUCUCUUACUUACCAUAAAAGGAUCCACACUGGAGAGGAACCAUACAAAUGCAUGGAAUGCGGAAAGAGUUUCAAACAGAGCAGCAGCCUUGUUUUCCAUAACAGGCUCCACAUGGGGGAAAAACCAUAUAAAUGUUCGGAGUGUGGAAAGAGCUUCAGCAAAAGCAGUAAUCUUACUUCCCAUAAAAGGAUCCACACAGGAGAACGACCCUAUAAAUGUACAGAGUGUGGCAAAGAGUUCAGUCAUUGCAGUAGUCUUACUUCCCAUAAAAGGCUUCAUACUGUGGAGCAACCACAUAAAUGUUUGGAGUGUGGAAAGAGCUUCAGCAAGAGUGGUAACCUAAUUUCCCAUAAAAAGCUCCAUACAGGAGAGAAAUAAUAUAAAUACAAACCAUAUCAGUGCACAGAGUGUGGGAAGAGCUUUAAAGAAAGUAGUUCCCUUUUUUCCCACAAAACACUCCACUCGGGAGAGAAACCAUAUAAAUGUACAGAGUGUGGAAAGAGCUUUAAGAACAGUGGUAACCUCACUUCACACCAAAGGAUCCAUUCAGGGGAAAAACCAUAUAAAUGUACGGAAUGUGGCAAAAGCUUCAGCCAGAGAGGUUCUCUUACUUCCCAUAAAAGACUCCACACAGGAGAGGAACCAUAUAAAUGCUUGGAAUGUGGAAAGAGUUUCAAAUGGACAGGUCAGCUUACUUCACAUAAAAGGGUCCAUACAGAUGAGAGAUUGUAUAAAUGCAUGGCAUGUGGAGAGUGUUUCAAAUGGAGAGGUGAACUUACUUUGCAUAAAAGACUUCACACAGGAGAGAAACCCUAUAAAUGCAUGGAGUGUGGAAAGAGCUUCAACCAUACUGGUAGCCUUAUUUCCCAUAAAAGGAUCCAUACUGGAGAGAAACCAUAUAAAUGUACAGAGUGCGGAAAGAGUUUCAGAUGGAGAGCUCAGUUUACUUCACAUAAAAGAAUUCAUACAGGAGAGAAACCAUAUAAAUGCAUGGAGUGUGGAAAGAGCUUCAGCCAGAGGAGUUUUCUUAUUUCCCAUAAAAGACUCCACGCAGAACGAUCCUAUAAAUGUACAAAAUGUGACAAAGUUUUCAGUCAGCGCAUUAGUCUUACUUCCCAUAAAAGGCUUCAUACUGUGGAGCGACCAUACAAAUGUUCAGAGUGUGGAAAGAGUUUCAGAUGGAUAGCUCAGCUUACGUCACAUAAAAUAAUUCAUACAGGAGAGAAACCAUAUAAAUGCAUGGAGUGUGGAAAGAGCUUCAGCCACAACAGUUCCCUUGCUUUACAUAAAACAGUCCACACUGGAAAGCAACCCUAUCAAUGCACUGAAUGCGGGAAGUGUUUCAGACAGAGCAGUUCCCUUACUUCCCAUAAAAGGAUCCAUACAGGAGAGAAACCAUAUAAAUGUAUGGAAUGUGGCAAAAGCUUCAGCCAGAGCUGUUCUCUUACUUACCAUAAAAGGAUCCACACUGGAGAGGAACCAUACAAAUGCAUGGAGUGUGGAAAGAGUUUCAAACAGAGCAGCAGCCUUGUUUUCCAUAAAAGGCUCCACACGGGGGAAAAACCAUAUAAAUGUUUGGAGUGUGGAAAGAGCUUCAGGAAGAGUAGUAACCUCAUUUCCCAUAAAAAGCUCCACACAGGAGAGAAACCAUAUAAAUGCAUGGUGUGCGGAAAGAACUUCAGGCACAGCUGUUCCCUUGCUUUACAUAAAACAGUCCACACUGGAGAGCAACCAUAUCAGUGCACUGAAUGCGGGAAGUGUUUCAGGCAGAGCAGUUCCCUUACUUCCCAUAAAAGGAUCCAUACUGGGGAGAAACCAUAUAAAUGUAUGGAAUGUGGCAAAAGCUUCAGCCAGAGCAGUUCUCUUACUUACCAUAAACGGAUCCACACUGGAGAGGAACCAUACAAAUGCACGGAGUGUGGAAAGAGUUUCAAACAGAGCAGCAGCCUUGUUUUCCAUAACAGGCUCCACACGGGGGAAAAACCAUAUAAAUGUUCGGAGUGUGGAAAGAGCUUCAGCAAAAGCAGUAAUCUUACUUCCCAUAAAAGGAUCCACACAGGAGAACGACCCUAUAAAUGUACAGAGUGUGGCAAAGAGUUCAGUCACUGCAGUAGUCUUACUUCCCAUAAAAGGCUUCAUACUGAGGAGCGAGCAUAUAAAUGUUUGGAGUGUGGAAAGAGCUUCAGCAAGAGUGAUAACCUAAUUUCCCAUAAAAAGCUCCAUACAGGAGAGAAAUAAUAUAAAUGUCCGUAUAAAUGCAUGGAGUGUGGGAAAAGUUUCAGCAAGAACAGCUCCCUCACAUGCCACAAACGAAUCCAUACAGGGGAGAAACCCUAUAAAUGCACGGACUGUGGGAAGAGCUUCAGCAAGAGCAGUCACCUUCUUUCUCAUAAAAGGAUCCACACAGGGGAAAAACCCUAUAAAUGUACCAAGUAUGGAAAGAGCUUCAGGUGGAGUGGUCAGCUGACUUCCCAUAAAAGGAUCCAUUCUGGUGUGAUACCCUACAAAAUCAACGAGUGUGGAAAGAGCUUCCGGGAAAAUGGAUCCCUUACUUCCCAUAAGAGAAUCCACACGGGGGAGAAACCGUAUAAAUGCACAGAAUGUGGGAAAAUAUUUAGGAGAAGCAGUUCUCUUACUUCCCACCAAAAUAUCCACACAGGAGAAAAACCCUACAAAUGUACAGACUGUGGAAAGAGCUUUAGUCAAAGCAGUAAUCUCAUUUCACAUAAAAGGAGCCAUUCAGGGGAAAAACCCUAUAAAUGUAUGGUGUGUGGGAAGAGCUUCAGCAAUAGCAGUCACCUGACUUCCCACAAAAGGGUCCACUCGGGAGAGAAACCUUAUAAAUGUCUGGAGUGUGGAAAGGGUUUCCGUGAAAAUGGGUCUCUGACUUCCCAUAAAAGAAUCCACAGAGAAGAAAAACCAUGUCAGUGUAUGGAAUGUGGAAAAAUAUUUCAAAGGAAAAAUUCCUUUCCUAAAUGUAUCCGUACAGAAGAGAAACCCUAUAAAUGUCUGGACUGUGGGAAAAUAUUCCAAAAAAGCAGUUUCCUUAUUUCCCAUAAAAGAAUCCACACAGGGGAGAAACCAUUUAAAUGUAUGGAGUGUGGAAAGAGUUUCCGCGAAAAUGGAUCUCUGACUUCCCAUAAACGGAUCCACUCGGGCGAGAAGCCCUAUAAAUGCACAGAGUGUGAGAAAUGCUUCUGGAGGAGCAGUUCCCUUUCUUGUCACAGAAGAAUCCACACGGGGGAAAAGCCCUACAAAUGCACCGAGUGUGGGAAAAGCUUCCGUGAAAAUGGAUCUCUUACAUCCCAUAAAAGGAUCCACACAGGGGAGAAACCUUACAAAUGCCCAGAGUGUGGAAAGAGAUUCAAUACAAGCAGCAAUCUUUCUUCCCAUAGAAGGAUCCACUCCAAGGAGAAGCAGUAUAAGUGUGUGGAGUGUGGGAAGAGCUUUACCCAGAGUGCUUGCCUUAUUUCUCACAAAAGAAUCCACCGAGGGCAGAAACCGUAUAAAUGUGUGGAGUGUGGGAAAAGUUUCAGAUGGAGCAGUCACCUUACUUCCCAUAAAAGGAUCCACACGGGGAAGCCGUAUAAGUGCAGGGAAUGUGGGAAAAUAUUCCGGAUAAGCAGUUCCCUAUCUUCCCAUAAAAGGAUCCAUACUGGGGAGAAACCAUAUAAGUACAGGGAUUGUGGAAAGAGCUUCCGAGAAAAUGGGUCCCUAACUGUUCAUAAAAGGAUCCACACUGGGGAGAAACCCUAUAAAUGCACAGAGUGUGGGAAACGCUUCCAAAAGAGCAGUAACCUUACUUCCCACAAGAUCUUAAACCUGGGGGAAAAGCCGUAUAAAUGCCUAGAAUGUGGAAAACACUUCAGCAACAGCAGUUCUCUCACUUGCCACAGAAGGAUCCACACCGGAGAGAAGCCCUAUCAAUGCUUGGAGUGUGGAAAGAGUUUCAGUAGCAGCAGUAACCUCACUGCUCAUAAAAGGAGUCACUCGGGAGAGAAACCCUAUCAAUGCCUGGAGUGUGGGAAAAGCUUUAGCAUCAGCAGCAGCCUCACGUCCCAUAAAAGGAGUCACUCGGGAGAGAAACCCUAUCAGUGCCUGGAAUGUGGGAGAAGCUUUAGCACUAGCAGCAGCCUCACGUCCCAUAAAAGGAGUCACUCGGGAGAAAAACCGUACAAAUGUCCCGAGUGUGAAAAGAGCUUCAGCACAAGCAGCAGCCUAACGUCCCACAAAAGGAGUCACUCGGGAGAAAAACCCUAUAAAUGCCUGGAGUGCGGGAAGAGCUUUAGUACAAGCAGUUACCUUAUUUCUCACAAGAGGAUCCACACGGGGGAGAAGCCUUACAAAUGCACAGAGUGUGGGAAAAGCUUCAGCAACAGCAGUAGCCUCACUUCCCACAGGAGGAGCCACUCGGGGGAGAAGCCCUAUCAAUGCCUGGAUUGCGGAAAGAGCUUCAGGAAAAGCAGCAACUUUGCUUCGCACAAAAGGACCCACACGGGGGAGAAGCCGUACAAAUGCAGGGAGUGUGGAAAGAGCUUUAAUCAGAGCAGUGACCUCAUUUCCCAUAAAAGGAUCCACACGGGGGAGAAGCCGUACAAAUGCAUGGAAUGUGGGAAGAGCUUCAAUACCAGCAGUAACCGUGCUUCCCACAAAAGGACCCACACAAGGGAGAAAAUCUAUAAGUGGAUGAAGGUACAUUUUAGCAAAAGCGCUAGCCUCUCUAAACAUAGAAGGAUCCAUGCCGGAGAGAAACCCUAUAAAUGCACAGACUGCGGAAAGAGCUUUAGGAAGACCGCUACUUUUAUUUCCCAUAAAAGGAUUCAUACAGAAGAGAAGCCUUAUAAAUGCUUGGAAUGUGGAAAGAGCUUCAGAAGAAGCAGUCAGGUUACUUCCCAUAAAUGGAUCCACACAGGGAAGAAGCCAUAUAUGUGCACUCAGUGUGGAAAGACAUUUACUCAGAAGGGUAAUCUUAAUUCGCAUAAGAGGAUCCACACAGGGGAGAAGCCAUAUAAAUGCAUGGACUGUGGAAAGGGUUUCUGUGAAAAUGCAUCACUUAUAAAACAUAAAAGGAUCCACACAGGGGAGAGGCCGUAUAUAUGCAAAGACUGUGGAAAGACAUUUACUCACAGCAAUCAACUUACUUGCCAUAAAAGGAUCCACACAGGAGAGAGGCCAUAUAAAUGUGAGCAGUGUGGGAAGGGAUUUACUAAUAGCAGUCAUCUUACUUCCCAUAAAAGGAUCCACACAGGGGAGAGGCCAUAUAAAUGCCAAGAGUGUGGGAAGAGUUUUUGCGAAAAUGGGCCUCUUACUGUUCAUAAAAGGAUCCACACAGGGGAGAAACCAUAUAAAUGCACAGAAUGUGGAAAGAGCUUUGGUGAAAAUUCAUCCCUUAUGAAACAUAAAAGGAUCCAUACAGGGGAGAAGCCAUAUAAAUGUAGGGAGUGGGAGAAGCCGUAUAAAUGUGUGGAGUGUGGGAAGGGUUUUACUAAUAGCAGUCAUCUUAAUUCGCAUAAAAGAAUCCACACGGGGGAAAAGCCAUACAAAUGUUUGGAAUGUGGAAAGAGCUUCAGUCAUAAUGGUUCCCUUACGUCUCAUAAAAGGAUUCAUGCAGAAGAGAAACCAUAUAAAUCUGAAGAGCUUGGAAAGAGCUUCAGGAAUAAUGACUUAAUUUUGCCAUAAAUUUGGUGGACAAUCCCUGCAAAUUCUAGACUUUGUUAGUCAAAUCUAUGCCUUUCAUAUUUGUGUAUAUUAAUUAGGAAAGGAGUCAGACCCUUAUAUUUGGCAGCUCCAGAGAGAUGGAAUUACCAAUGAAAAAAAACAAUGAGCACUUGCUCUUUUGAUUAUAAAGAGCAGAUUUUUCUCUAAUUUGAAGCUGGCCAAUGCUACUGUAUCUUAAUAAUGAAAAUCGUUUUUUCCCUGAAGUGUAUUUUCAUCAGUUUUUAAUUGAUCUUGAUUCUGUGACGGAUGUGAAUAGGCAGAUAUUUAACAAAUGAGGCUGCCCAGGCAGGAGAAGAUAUAUCUCUACAAACUUGAUUGGUCUUUCUUCCACUAUAGCACAGAUGGAGGUACAAAUUCAACUGAUCCACAGUCACUUCCCAUAAUUUAAUUUUUCCCUCUUUUGCCUAGACUUUGCCCUUCUCUUUCUUGUGUCUUAAUAUAUUCAUUUCAUCAGAUGGCUCUAAAUUCUCUUUCCACUGGAAAAAAAAUAGAAAUAGCACAGCAGGUAUUCUGAGGUUUGAAGGAAUCUUAUAAUCGAAAGGGGACAUAAGUUCCAUCAAUGUAUGCAGAGAGAUUCAAUUGUUCCAUUGAUUGUGAUAUGGAAUUAAAAGUGACAACUAAGAGGA